Messenger RNA from Ostertagia ostertagi, 300 nucleotides. The record is from the annotation of a GenBank genome assembly. NCBI's taxonomy places the organism in Eukaryota, Metazoa, Nematoda, Chromadorea, Rhabditida, Trichostrongylidae.
AUGCUUGUCCGUGUUCUCAAGGACAUCCGACGACGUUACACUGGGCUCCAACCACUUUCUGUUUGGGUAAUCGAGUAUUUGGCGCAUUUCGCAGUCAUGAAUACGUCAAACAGACAGCCGUUGCCGCUGGGUCCAGCUUUCAGGAGGGUAUUUGAAGCUCUUGCCACAGAUCUGAGCAAAGAGGUCUCUGUGUGGAACGGUGUAGCAGUGUCUCCUCUAGAAGUCGCGUAUGUGGAGGACUGCAUGAAGCCCAAGUUCUGCGAAGCCGACGAGGUACUGGAACAAGAGGCGAGAGCUUGA